GCGAUGGCGGCGCCGGGAUCGGAAUGCGGCGGGAGCGACGGUGGCUACCGCGACCUGCGCGAUGUGCGCGUCGAGCUGGACCCGGGAACGGCCCGAGGCGGCGGGGGAGGAGGCUUCGCCGUCUGCUUCUGGCUCUACCUGUCCAACUCCGCGAGGCCGUCCUCUGUGAUCCUCCACCAGGUUGGAUGGAUUAUUCUCUCUCCACGGGGUUUGGGAGGUUUCUUGGCGAUGGCUUCUGCAGGAAUUGUUUUCUUUUCCGAUGGCUACAUGGAGAGAGGAAUUGGUGCUGCUUUUGUGGUCUGUAUUUUUGUGUUGAGUGUUUUAUAUCCUCAAAAUUACUCGGUUAAUAUUGGAUCUGGGCUGUCCUUUCUGCAGCACACUGCAUAGCAAAAUCUUGGUCAGGACUCAGGAACCUCUACUGAUCUUUUUCCAAUAUGUAGUUUGAGGAAAUUUCGUGCUUACAGUUUCAGGGGAAAUUUUGUCGUCGAGAAAAGUGAAGAGUAUCCCUGGGUUUCCUUGUGAAGUUUCAGUAUCAGAAUAGGUGAAGGAAAUAAACUGCUUCUCUUCCCAUUGAUGAGGCUACACAAAGAAGCUCCUGCUACUGCUAGUUCCUAUCCAUGGACCGACACGACCAAUCUAUCAUCUACAAGCGAAUGUCCUCUUGAGAAAUGGUUCCACAUUGGGUGUGAGGUUACUGACAAUGUCAUACGUCUUCACGUCAACGGCGACCUAACUGCUGAGAUUCAUCUUUGUUCCCUAUCUGAUGAGCCAGACCAUCAGGAGGAUGCAAACAAAAUUAGCUUAGUCGGAAAUGACAGCAAGCUUGAAGGCUAUAUGUAUAAUAUUGAGGUGUCAUCAGUACUAGGAACUAUACAAGAACAAUAUGCAAAGAACCCACCAUUUAAGUUAUAUAUUGACUACUCAUCCUCUGAUGGAAUUGAAGAGUGUGAUGAUGGCAUUUGGAACGUUGUGGGCGGGAAGGCAUCUUGCAGGAGAAACUUCAUAUUGGAAGUAGUAUUAAUCAAUGCUUUUGGUGAACCUGUGAAGGAUAAAGAGGUUGUUGCUUCGCUUGUCUAUGCUGACAAUGGAAUGGUAGUUGAAAAAUCAAGGGAUGAUUCAGAGCCUCCCUUACUUAUUACCUGUGAAGGACUUGAAUACCCAGCUAUAAGCAGGCCUCUUCCAAUUAUUCAUGGACGUGCACUUUUUAAACUCAAAAUAUCACAGCUCUCCUCCAAAUGCGACAAUAAGCUCUUCCGUAUUCGAUUUUCUACACUUCACAUGCGGAGAUAUCCUUUUCUGGAGGCAUAUUCCAAAACAAUUUGCUGUAUAUCUCGAAACCGCACCAUCCGCCCAUUGGGUUCUGGAAAGCGGGUGAGUUCUGCAACGGCAGAUGAAACUGACUUCCUCCAAGGUUUAGUUAAUGCUGACAGAGUAAAUGGUCACUCACAUUCUCAUGGCCAAAGUUCAGUAGCGCAUUCCCAUACACCCAAGUUUCCCAAGAUAGAAGGUGAUGGAAUGGCGAAGGUAGUAGAGACAAACAAAAUACUAUCACAGAAUAAGCACGCCAGGAAGAUGGUGCUAAGCAAAGAAGCACAGAAUGCCAUGGGGACAGACACUUCAACAUCCAACUUUGACAGCUUUGGUUCAGGAAGUUCUUGGAGUGGGUCAGAUGCAGAUGAUGUUGAAACCUUUUCAGAUGCUGUUGUUUUCAGAUACUGUCUAGAUAGCACAUAUGACCGGUCAAAGUUUCUUAGAGGUGCAGCUCCUACUUUUAACAAAGAAGACCUGGUAAAACUUGCGGAUCAGAUCUCAUUGUACAGUGGAUGCUCCCACCACAGAAACCAAAUAUUGAUGUCUAAGCGAUUUCUCAGAGAGGGUGCCGAUACUUGGAGCAUGAUCUCAAAGAACAAUGAACGUGCUCUUUGGUCAUCUGCCAUUCCUGGAAUCAUAACAAAAUUUAUGGACAUUGCCCAUUCUGCGAGUAGGGGUUUGUCAGAGCAGGACCUCGAGGUCUUGAGAGGAAUUGCUGGUUGUGGCGAGGAUAUUGGAAGAGACGAAUUUGAUCGCCUAUGGUGCUGGUUAUACCCAGUGGCUGCUACGUUGUCAAGAGACAAAAUUAAAAAGCUGUGGGAUUGCAGAUCACCUAAAUGGAUAGAGGGAUUUAUUACAAUACAGGAAGCGGAGAAUGCACUAAGAAGUUCCAAGGAACUGUUGAAGGAGCCAGGGACAUUUGUUCUCAGAUUUCCUACCACCAGAAGCUGGCCACAUCCAGAUGCUGGAAACCUGGUUGUCACCUACAUUGGCUCUGACAACUCAAUUCAUCAUAGACUACUCUCUCUUGAUUCCAGUGCUGCUACGGCUGAGAACCUGCAAGAUUUGCUGUUGCAGGAACCUGAACUAUCCCAAUUGGGCAGGGUUGAUCGCCUCCCAACCGCCAUCCGCAGAUGAUCCAGGAACGUGAUCCAAAGAGGGUCAGGGGGUUAAUGCAUCCAAAUUCAUCGCCAUCCAAAGACCACCAAAGACCAUAGCCCAUAGCAUCUAUUGCCUGUUGCUGUUGUUACCCUGUACAACUUGUAAAUCGGUAGCCUUCGUACAAAGAGAGGAUAUGUUGUCAUACUAGUCAGAUUUAGCGUAGUUGCUUCAGAAAACAAAACCAAACAGUAGCAUCUGCUAUCUGGUGCCUCGAAAGUCAAAAUUGGAGGUUUUCUUAGUUGCUCCAAUACAUGUACGUAAGCUGAUGAUUCACCUAUGGCCUUGUUUGGAUGCGCGCUAGAAUCCUAGCGCUAGAAGAGAAUCUUUCCCGCA
Panicum virgatum (switchgrass) is the source of this 2805-nucleotide messenger RNA. RefSeq names its product SH2 domain-containing protein B-like. Gene Ontology annotation, molecular function: DNA-binding transcription factor activity, RNA polymerase II-specific; RNA polymerase II cis-regulatory region sequence-specific DNA binding. The transcript has 12 exons. Bases 574 to 2448 code for a protein of 624 amino acids. NCBI's taxonomy places the organism in Eukaryota, Viridiplantae, Streptophyta, Magnoliopsida, Poales, Poaceae. Gene Ontology annotation, biological process: signal transduction; regulation of transcription by RNA polymerase II. The record is from RefSeq and is a predicted model, not a curated record.